GUCUCGCGAUAUUACCUCUGGACUGGAGACAUGGUCAUGGCGGAGCUAACCGCAGUCCUGAGGAGGAACCGACCGGGGACCAAAGCCACGGACUUCUACAACUGGCCGGAGGAGUCCUUUGAAGACAUGGACAGCACCCUGGCUGUGCAGCAGUACAUACAGCAGAACAUCCGGUCGGACUGUGCCAACAUCGACAAGAUCCUGGAGCCGCCGGAGGGCCAGGACGAGGGGGUGUGGAAGUACGAACACCUCAGGCAGUUCUGCUUGGAGCUUAAUGGACUGGCGGUCAAACUACAGGGGGAGUGCCACCCAGACACGUGCACCCAGAUGACCGCCACGGAGCAGUGGAUCUUCCUCUGCGCGGCGCACAAGACCCCCAAAGAGUGCCCAGCCAUCGACUACACCAGACAUACUCUGGACGGCGCAGCCUGCCUCCUGAACAGCAACAAGUACUUCCCUAGCAGGGUGAGCAUCAAGGAGUCUUCAGUGGCCAAGCUGGGCUCCGUGUGUCGGAGAAUCUACCGGAUAUUCUCCCACGCUUACUUCCACCACCGGGAGAUCUUCGACGCCUACGAGAACGAGACUUUCCUGUGCCACCGCUUCACGCGCUUCGUCAUGAAGUACAACCUGAUGUCCAAGGACAACCUCAUCGUGCCCAUCAUGGAGGAGGAGUCCCAGGCCAACGAGGAAGAGGAGGAGGAGGAGGAGGAGGAGGGGGGGGGGGCCGCGCAGGAAGACCCCGUCGCCGCCGCCGAUGACUGAGACAUCGUCGCCCACGACGACGACACUUCGCCGACACGCACUUGUAUCUGAAACCUCGAAAUCGUCGGGGAACGGCGGUUUCGGCGUGGUAACUCAUGGGUUCUGUUCAUAUCAGGUUGUGGUGUUUACGUCGCCCUUGGAGAUUACCGUGGGAAUGCCAAAAUGAUUGACCAUCGGGAGAAACGUCGGCCAAAACUAAAUGACAAUCCUUACGUUGGCACCGACACUACCCUAAACGUUAAAGUUGUUUUGCAACAAACCUUUUGUGCCAGGUCAUCCUCCGAUGUAAACAAAAUACAUCUUGGGUAUGAAAGGAUGACGCUGUUACCGGGAGUUUAUUGGAGUGAAUAAAUAUGAGUUAGGUUUUUCGGCAAAGGUUGAAAAAACAUUGAUAAAUAAAUAAAUUAGCAGUUGAAAUGGCCCACUCAAUUAGAAUAUCCAGAUAAAUUUAUUGAUAAUCAGGAAAAUAUUUUCGGGUAAUCUGGGUGAAACUGGUGUACAUUUGUUCUGUCUGUGUGGAACCCGUUAAUAAGCAUGAUGUAUGGAGUAGUUAUUUCUAUCUGGGGGUACACUGUUGGUGCGUUGCGGUUCUUAAUAACUUUAUUUUUCUUCGGUUUCAUUUCGCAUUUGUCGGGUCAAAUGGAUUUCUGCAUACUUUUAUCUUUCAUUUGUGUCGAGUUCGGUAUUUAAAACCGAUCUAUUUUGUAACACAAACGGUAUUUGGGUGUGUAGGAUGACGCUAGUACCAAGCUAGCUCGACUGUCAGCUAGCAGAGUGUAAAUAGGCUACUUUUAAACCGGCUAAUCAAUAGCAGCGCCAUGCUAACUUAUUGUGCUAGGAUUCGUGUAACAGUCCGGAAGCGGCCUUAGGUUUUUAAUAACACAAACAUCUCAUCAAAGGUAUCUUGAUUAGGUGUGAUGAAUAAAUGUACCCGAAAUGACACAGAACUAUAUAUUUGAUGUUAUCGUCAUCCCUGGUGGAUCUGCAUUCACGUUUUUUCUUAUUAAAAAAUAUAUACUGUUUAACGUACGUCUUGUUCAGUCGUGUCUGAAACGUAAGUAGGUAUUUUAGUGCCAGGACGCAGCCAACAUUUCAGAAGUGAGGGGGACAAAUUGUUCAGAGGUCUAUUGAGUGAUUUAUCAUCCUUUCACAUUCAGUUGCACCUUUCCUCUCCUAACCACAAUCAGCAUAGCACCAGGGGACCAACUUUAGUUCUUUAAAAUGAUAUCCUACCAAAAUCUGAAGCUUCAAAACUGGUUGAGUUGACAGAGAAUGACCCUCAUUCUCUGUCAACAGCAUCUACAGGGUAAGUAGCCAGAUAAUUAAGAUAAUUACACUGAACAUGAAAAGUUCUGUAAAACACCAUUCCUGUUUCAAAUUAUCAGCACCAAAAUGGAAUGGAAGUGACAAGGUAACAUAAUUUAAUUUAAUGGCAAGAAGUGACAAUUGAAAGUGAAAACAAUAAGCAUAUCGACAUGAAGAUGUAGCUAUUUUACAUUUGCUGUCAACUAUGACAGCACAGAUGUGCAAAAUGAAUCAAGACUAAGAUAAAUGGUAUGACCUAUACCUGCUGCCUUUAAAACACAAAUAAUGCAGUCGUCAAAUAUCUGCAAAUAAAUAAAGAAAAUAUCUCUUUGAAAUUAAAUAUAAACUAUAUACUUUAAACAUCCAGGUCAGUAUUUCCCUUUUGAACUAAGGGUAUCAAAGGCUACAGGCUCUCCUGAAUAAUUUCAACAUUAUCAGUUUACAAUCUACAGUCAAACAUUGGUAUUCU
Gadus chalcogrammus (walleye pollock) is the source of this 2536-nucleotide messenger RNA. Its product is annotated as MOB-like protein phocein. Gene Ontology annotation, cellular component: cytoplasm. The record is from RefSeq and is a predicted model, not a curated record. Lineage: Eukaryota; Metazoa; Chordata; Actinopteri; Gadiformes; Gadidae. The coding region runs from base 31 to 762 and encodes 243 amino acids. The transcript has 8 exons.